AAUUUGAUUGGUUAAGAAAAGAGCUGUAUCCCAUAAAUGAAUUUUCAUUGGACAUCAGACUCAAGAUGGCUGCGCCCACGAUCAGAAUUUUAGCUGCAUAUUUAUUUAUUCUUAUUUCAAUUGUCACGUGUUUUGAUGAUGAGUUUGAAGGGUCUAGAACACUAAGUUUGGAGCACUCAUUUGAUCAAGAUUCAGACCCAGUGUUUACAAAGAGAGGAACUGUUGUUAUUAAAUCAAUGCAAACAAAACGUGCAACAUUCUCCCAAGUUUCCUCGCUUUCCUCUGAAGAUAGAAAACUUUUAAGGGAUGUUGCUCAACAAGAUGGCAUAUACAGAAUUAGGAUUCCAAUACGUGAAACAGGGGAUGGAACUGUGUAUGUUUCUACUUUUACAAAAGCUUGUACAAUAUAUGAGUCAUCCCUCUCUGAAACCUUGAUUAUUUCUGUCGACCAAUCAGGAGAGGUUUUAGGUGUUUCCAUGGCAGCAGACCAUUACUGCUCAGGAAUUGAAGUGUCGGCUGCCAAUCUUACAGACUGGAAUACAAAAGUUGAGAUCUCAGUUUCUGUGUCGGGUCCAGUGCCUGAUACACAAAGUUAUAUAGAUAAAAUUAAGAAAGAUGAGAGGGAAAAAGCUAAAGGGAAUCAGGCAGAUAACCGAUCUUUCUUUAGUAAAUAUUGGAUGUACAUUGUGCCAUUUGUGAUAAUGAUGUUUAUUAUGCAGUCAAUGGAUCCUCAACAAGGUGGAGGUGGUGGAAGAUAAAAUAGAAGGAGUGGAAGUUGUUCAUAAAGUGUGGAGUUAAAUUAAUAGUAUUUCAGUGGACAGAAAUUAAAAUUUAAGCUAACACAGCCGUCAUCACAAAGUGCAUUAGCUGCGCAUUAUUCCUAGAAAACUAUGAGUUUAUCAAAGUUAAAAGAAAUUGCACUCAAAGUACAAUUAUAGAACAUGUACUGGUAUAUUAUAGAACAUGUACUGGUAUAAGGAUCUAGAAAUCAGCCUAGUUUGAGUUUAGUAAGAUGAAAGAUGGCCAAAAAAUAUUUGAGAAUUAAAUUGGUAUAUGAAUAAUGUAAAUGAUGUCAAAUUUAAAAGUGCAGUUGUAGAUGAAACAUUUUGUACAGAAUUAAAUAUGUCUAUUGAACUUUUCCGUAUGUGUCGUGUGUGUAGAUGUGUGCAUUUAAGCUAACUGACCUCACUUGUAGUAUAGUUUUGUCAAAGAUAUAUUGUCCUUAUUUGUUUGCUUACAUUGCCCUUAUUUGUUUGUUUACUUGAGUUCUUCACACUUAACCUGCUAGAGAACCAAAAAACUGAUAAGCCUUUGUCAUCCGUAUUGAGCCAGGCUAGUAUGUACAUCUGUUCAGUCAGACCAGGUUCUAUACUGUUGGUUGACCAACUUUAAAUUUUCACCCUGAUAAAUGUAUUUCCAAAUUGAAAUGAAAAGUCUUUUUAAAAUAAUCAGCAGCAUAAAUGUUAAAGUGUUGAAGUGAAUUUAUGAUAUAUGUAGGAUAUAAGAAGAGUGAAUUGCAACAAUGUUUUUAUUCUUUCAUUAGGUUGAAUGGGAUAUGAUCAUGCAAAACCCAAAACAGCGUUGUCCUUAAUUUAUUUGUACAUUCAUGAAGUUAAUAUUGUGCUCUUGGACAUGCUUCAUUGUUAUCAUUCUGUCUGAUGUAAUUAAUAAUGCCGCGUCAAGACAAAAUCAACAUAGUGCGUUUGCGACCAGCAUGGAUCCAGACCAGCCUGCUCAUCCGCGCAGUCUAAUCAGGAUCCAUGCUGUUCGCUAUCAGUUUCUCUACUUGUUAUAGGGUUGGUAAGCGAACAGCAUGGAUCCUGAUCAGACUGCGCGGAUGCGCAGGCUGGUCUGGAUCCAUGCUUGUCGCAAACCCAUUAUGUUGGUUUUGUUGUGACGUGGCUCAUAUGUAUAUUGUAACGUUAAUAUGGUAACCAGAUCUUCAUUCAUUUUUUAUUAUAUUUAUGUAUUGUAAUGUAAUCCAAGUGUUUAAUGUAAUUUAUUGUAAAUCACAAUCAUGCCCGUCACUGUUUUAGGUUUGAAUCCUGUCUGGGGCUGCUGAUUUUUUCAAGUGAGAAAACUAUCCAGGUAGAUUUUCAUUAGUCAGUUGUUUCACUCUGUCACUUACUUGUGCCUGAAAAAUUGCAAUUAAGGGGUUUCUGGGAUGCUCAUACACAAGUGAAACUUUUAAAGUUACAAUGUGAUCUUACUAGUGUUUUUAUGUCUAAAAACAACACAUGUAGAAACAUACAAUUUACUAAAAUCAGUGGGUUUUUUUCUUCUGUAUAUCACCAUGCUGUAUAGUAAUCAGAUCUUUUGUAAUUAAAUUUUUGAAAAGUUAA
This is a messenger RNA of Ruditapes philippinarum (Manila clam), 2342 nucleotides long. RefSeq names its product ER membrane protein complex subunit 10-like. NCBI's taxonomy places the organism in Eukaryota, Metazoa, Mollusca, Bivalvia, Venerida, Veneridae. The transcript has 7 exons. The record is from RefSeq and is a predicted model, not a curated record. The coding region runs from base 66 to 758 and encodes 230 amino acids. Gene Ontology annotation, cellular component: EMC complex.